Metarhizium robertsii ARSEF 23 is the source of this 372-nucleotide messenger RNA. RefSeq lists its product as uncharacterized. The coding region runs from base 1 to 372 and encodes 123 amino acids. NCBI's taxonomy places the organism in Eukaryota, Fungi, Ascomycota, Sordariomycetes, Hypocreales, Clavicipitaceae. The record is from RefSeq and is a predicted model, not a curated record. The transcript is spliced from 2 exons.
AUGUCACACUCAUUGCUUCUUAUAUUCACCCAUAAACACAAAUCCACUGCAUCAUCUACAAUGAAGACCAACUUCCUGACUAUUGCCGCCGUGGCAUUUGCAACCAUUUCUGGUGCAGCGGCUAAUCCCGCCAGUUUGCCAAUGGGCAUUGAAAUCACGGAGCGGGAUGGAAUGACCCUGAUCCGUGAAGUUCCUCAUGAACAUCUCGGACUGCACAAGCGAUGCAGGGAGUGUGUUCAUCUUGGCGACCGCUGCACCAUUGGCGACGGCAACUGUCAUAAUGAUGAGCAUGGAAGCUGCACUUGGUGUGGAAAUCACUGCAAAUCCAUCUGCGUUCCUGAUGGGGACACGUGUGAGAAGUGGUGUCUCUAA